Messenger RNA from Linum tenue, 464 nucleotides. Lineage: Eukaryota; Viridiplantae; Streptophyta; Magnoliopsida; Malpighiales; Linaceae. The record is from the annotation of a GenBank genome assembly.
GCUCAAAUUAAACCAUGGUGUCUAGUAAGAACAGUACUAUGGUUGGCUGGUGGAAACUGGUGGUGGCAGUGGCGGUGAUGGCGGUGUUCAUUGCUCUCUUAUUACCCCCGGCGACGGCUUCCAGAGUCCUGCCGGAGAUUGGAGUCGUCAAAAUAGAUUUUCGGAAGGUGAGGGGUGAUUCGCCGCAUGGAGGAGGUUAUCAAUAUGAUCCAUGAGCCCAGAAAGAAUGAAGGGGCGAUGGAUAAUAUUGCACUCUUAAGCUGCAUGCUGCUGAUUAAUUAACGGCGGCCGUCAGUGAUAAUAUAUAAUAUCACAUGUUGAUCUUUUAUUAAGAAACCGAUUUAGCAAAAGUAGGGUUCCACGGUGGUAUCGAUUGGUUGAUGUUGUUCUUGUUGCUUUUGUUGUAAUAAAUUUCACGAACUAUGUGUUUUUGCGAGUAUGAUAAUUAUUAUGUUUAUUUUUUA